Zalophus californianus (California sea lion) is the source of this 9317-nucleotide messenger RNA. RefSeq names its product myosin XVB (gene MYO15B). The record is from RefSeq and is a predicted model, not a curated record. Gene Ontology annotation, molecular function: protein binding; cytoskeletal motor activity; ATP binding. Gene Ontology annotation, cellular component: myosin complex; cytoskeleton. The coding region runs from base 1 to 8919 and encodes 2972 amino acids. The transcript has 65 exons. Lineage: Eukaryota; Metazoa; Chordata; Mammalia; Carnivora; Otariidae.
AUGGGCGGGAGCAAGGGCAGAGCGCCCCAGCGCCAGGACGGACCCGGGAGGCCGGCCUCUGAGGAGCAGGAGUCCAGGUUGGCCCGCGCAGACGGCGCGCCUAGCCGGGAACGCCGACAGGGUCGCGGUAAGGCCCACAGGGCCAGACCAGUCUUGGAGCCCGCCACUUCGGGAAGCCACGGGACCCCUGGUGGCCGCCGGAAGCCCACCGCAGAGCAGAACGGCUGCUGCAGACGGCCAGGGGCUGGGCCGCCACCGGAGGCCCAGCGGGGUCCAGGCAGCGCGCAGUGUCGGGGGCCCGCGUCUAAGCACCGGGACGGCCGUAGCGGGCGCCUGGAGGAAGAGAGUCUCCCCGGAGAAGGGAGGACCGGCGAGCUCUGCCGCCGCAGGAAGAGAGGAAAAGGGCGGAGACCCCCGGCUGGGCACGGCUGCCGAGAGACCCGGUGCCUCGACGGGGACGCGUCGGGUGGAGACGGGGGCAGCUCUUGCCAGGAUAGCGAAGCCCGCGAGGCCCAGGAGAGCGACAGCCAGAGCAGUGGAGCCCCGGAGCUGCGGCCCAAGCCGGGGCAAACGGACACGGGCUCGGGAGACCCCCAAACCGGGUCGGAGCCAGCUCAGGAACACGGAGAGUGCCCCAGCAGCGACGGUCUGAGCAGCGACGGCGGGGACAGCCCUGAGCCCCGGAGCCGGGAAGGGUCGUCGGGGGUGGGACCCCGGGGAGAGGGCGAGGAUUCCGGGACAGGCACGGAGUCGAGCCUGCAGGGGCCCAGGCCUGGAGGGGGCCCAAGGGCAGCCCCAGGAACGGCGAGCCGGACCACUGAAGCCGAAGAGACUGAGCCGGGCAAAAAAGCCAAGGCCUCCACCCCCCUCGAGGGAAGCCCCAUGUGCGCACCCCGGAGCUCGCGGGCUCCCGGGGACCCCGGGCCGGCCCGGGACUCAGACAAUGAGGUGCGGCCGGAGGCUGAGCCGCAGGGCGACGAGCCUGGAAGAGCCUCGGCCUCGGCCGCCGGGACUCGGCGCCGCCAGGUCGGAAAGAUGGUGGGGAAGGUGCAAGUGGCGGCGGGCGAGAACGAAUCUGGGGCUGGACAGAAGGACGAGCCCGGAAACCCAGCGCCGCUGGCCGCCCUCGUGGCGCUUCGCAGGCUCCGCACGAAAGCCCCGCCAACGGCGGCGGCCGGCCGGCGAGGGCCGGGGGGCGGGGCCGCGGGGGGGGCGGGGCGGGGUCGCGGGCCCGGCCUGCGGCGCCGGCAAGUGCUGUGCCUGGCGGGCGAAGCGGGACUGGGGGGACGGCCCAGGGCUCCCCCUAGCGGCGACUCGAGCUCCCCACAGUUUGCGAAGAGCUCAGCUCCCGGAAACCCUUCUGAGGAUGAGGACUCGACUCCGGAUCCCAAGUUUGCGGUCGUGUUCCCCAGGAUCCACAGGACUGGGAGGGCGUCGAGCAGUCGGAGCUCAGAGGAAGCGUCCACAUACGCCUCACCCGGGGAGGGGCACGCUUGGCCUUGUGCAGGAGCUUCGGGGGACAGUGAGGGGCGCGGGGCGAGUGGAGAAAGUGUGGCCGGGCCCCGCCGAGGCUCUCUUCUCGGCCCUACUCCCCACGACGAGCCCCCACUCGACGAGAGCGGCUCCAGAAGCGAAGCAGAGCCCGAGACCUUGGGGGCAGAGGCUCUGGUCCCCUGGGCUCAGAGCUCAGAACCCCGCGAGGACCCCGGGCUUGGCACCGACGCGCUGCUGCCCCGACUCACCUUGGAGACCCGUCUGCCGUGGGAGAGAGGCCCCGGGCCCUGCGGGUCCCCGAGGGAGCGGUGGGAGCCAGAGGAUGAGGCGGAGGAGAACCUGGAGCUGAGCCUGGGGCUGGGCGUGGAGGGGCCGCCCUUACUGGGCGCUGAAGGCAGGAGCCUUGGGGAAGGCCUGGAAGACACGGAGGACCUGGCUCGGCUGCGACCAGUGUGUAACAGCUCUGUUCUGCAGUGCUUCAAGAAGAGGUUUCAUCUGGGCCGAAUCUACACCUUUGGAGGGCCUCUUCUGCUCUCUCUGAACCCCCGCCGGCCCCUGCCUCUCUUCUCAGCUGAGGUCCUGGCCAGCUACCACCCCAAAAAGGCCCCUAACACCACCCCACACAUCUUGGCCAUCGUGGUAUCGGCCUAUAGCCGGUCUCGGAGCACUGGGCAGGGCACAUGCAUUCUCCUCGGUGGGCACAGUGGCUCAGGGAAGACAGAAGCUGCCCAAAAGAUCGUGCAGUUCCUAAGCAGCCUGGAGCAGGAACACGCAAGGGACCGAAGAUGUCAACUGGAUGGUGUGCUGCUCAUACUCAGCAGCUUUGGCCACGCCAAGACAGUCCUCAAUGCCAACGCCAGCCGCUUCGGCCAGGUCUUCUGCCUCCACCUGCAGCACGGGGUCAUCGUGGGAGCCUCUGUGUCACAUUAUCUGCUUGAGACCUCAAGGGUGGUGUUUCAGGCCCAGGCUGAGCGGAGCUUCCAUGUUUUUUACGAGUUGCUGGCGGGGCUAGACCCUGCGGAACGGGAGCGGCUCUCCUUACAGGGACCAGAGACCUACUACUACCUCAACCAGGGCCAGGCCUGCAGUCUCCAGGGCAAGGAUGAUGCCCGGGACUUCGAAGGACUGCGGAAGGCCCUGCAGGUCAUGGGCCCCGAGGAGGUGACCGCUGCCUGGGCUGUGCUGGCCGCCAUCCUGCACCUGGGCAACAUUUGCUUCUCUUCUUCCGAGCGGGAGUCCCGGGAGGUGGCUGCCGUGUCCAGCUGGGCUGAGAUCCACACGGCAGCCCGGCUGCUGCUGGUGCCACCUGAGCGCCUACAGGGGGCUGUCACCAGGAGGGUCACGGAGACACCGUAUGGCUGGGUCUGCAGGUCUCUGCCGGUGGAAAGCGCCAUUGAUGCCAGGGACGCCCUGGCCAAGGCCCUGUAUUCCCGGCUUUUCACCUGGCUUCUGACAAGGAGCAAUGCGAAGCUGGCAGCUCCCGGGGAGGGAGAGAGCGUGGACACCGUCACUGUCGUGGACGUCUACGGCUUUGAGGCCCUGCGGGUGAACGGCCUGGAACAACUGUGCAGUAACCUCGCCAGCGAGCGUCUGCAGCUCUUCUCCAGCCAGAUGCUGCGGGCCCAGGAGCAGGAGGCCUGUCGCCGAGAGCUGCUGCCCUGGGUGCCCGUUCCCCAGCCUGUGCGGGACACCUGUCUGGACCUCCUCAUAGACCAGCCCCACAGCCUCCUGAGUAUCCUGGAUGCCCAGACAUGGCUGUCCCAGGCCACAGACCACACCUUCCUCCAGAAGUGUCACUAUCACCACGGCAAUCACCCCUGCUACGCCAAGCCCCAGCUGCCCCUUCCUAUCUUCACCGUGAGGCAUUACGCUGGGCCUGUCACCUACCAGGUUCACAAAUUUAUAAACAGAAACCGGGAUCAUCUUGACCCUGCCGUGGUGGAAAUGCUUGCCCAGAGCCGGCUCCAGCUUCUGGGCAGCCUGUUCCAGGAAGCAGAGUCCCAGUCCAGGGCUGGGCCAGGCAAACCCCCCCUGGCCUCUCGCUUCCAGCAUUCCCUGGAGGACCUCCUAGCCCGGCUGGGCAGGAGCCAUGUCUAUUUCAUUCAGUGCCUCAACCCCAACCCAGGAAAGCUUCCGGGCGUCUUUGAUGUGGGACACGUGGCCGAGCAGCUGCGCCAGGCUGACAUCCUGGAGGCAUUGUGUACCCGCAGUGCCAACCUCCCUGUGCGCCUGCCCUUCCAGGCCUUCCUGGCCAGGUUCUGGGCCCUGGACACAGAGGCGCGGGGAGAGACCUCUGACCGUAAGAGGUGUGGUGCCAUCCUGAGUAAGGUUCUGGGGGCCGAGUCACCCCUCUGCCACCUCGGGGCUACCCAGGUCCUGCUGCGGGAGCCGGGCUGGCAGCAGCUGGAGAAGCACUGGACCCGGCGACGCUCCCAGGCCCUGCUCGGCCUGCACGUCAGCCUGCACACCUGCAUCUCCCGCCAGCGCCUCGGCGGUCUACUCCUGCCACGGAUGCAGGCGCACGUGCGAGGGCUCCAGGCCGGGAAGCGGAACCAACGGCGGCGGGCAGCUCUGGGACAGCUGAACAGCGUCCUGCUGGUGGCCCGGCCCCUGCUCCGGAGGCGACAGAGAUUGCAGGUUGGGCAUCGGUGUGACUGGCACAGUGGCCCAGCCUCCAAGACAGUGCCAAGCAUGGAGCUGGGGCGCUUGGAGAUCCCGGCUGAGGUGGCCGUCAUGUUAAAGACAGCGGAAGGCCAUCACCAUGCCUUGGUUGGGAGCAUCACCGAGUCCAUGCCCCCUGAAGUUCCUGCCCGGACCAGCCUGACCCUUCCACCAGACAUCGACCAGUUCCCGUUCUCCAGCUUCAUCUCCACUAACUUUCAGGAGCCAGCCCUGCCCAGCCCUGGGCAGCUGCUGGCCAAGCCCCUGACCCGGCUGGAUGGUGAGAACCCUCAGCAUGCCCUGGAUAUCAACAAAGUGCUGCUGCGGCUCCUGGGGGAUGGGUCCCUGCCCCCCUGGCAGGAGCAGAGCAUGGGCGAAUACCUGGUGCGACAGGGCCAGCGCCGGCCAGGGCUGCGGGACGAGCUCUUCAGCCAGCUCGUGGCCCAGAUCUGGCACAACCCGGAUGAGCAGCAGAGCCAGCGCAGCUGGGCCCUCAUGGCCAUCCUGCUCAGCGCCUUUCCCCCCAUGCCCACCCUACAGAAGCCACUGCUGAAAUUUGUGUCCGACCGGGCCCCCAGAGGCAUGGCAGCGCUGUGUCAGCACAAGCUGCUGGGGGCCCUGGAGCAGACGCAUCUGGCCUCUGAGAUGGCCCGGGCCCACCCCCCCACCCAGCUCGAGUGGACCGCCGGACGGCGGCAGGGCCGCAUGGCUCUGGACGUCUUUACCUUCACUGGGGAAUGCUACUCAGCCGAGGUGGAGUCCUGGACCACGGGGGAGCAAUUCGCCGGGUGGAUUCUGCAGAGCAGAGGCCUGGAGCUGCCCCCGCGUGGCUGGUCCGUGUCACUGCACUCCGGGGACUCCUGGCAGGAUUUGGUGGGCUGUGACUUUGUGCUGGACCUCAUCGGCCAGACUGAGGACCUGGGGGACCCAGUCAGUCCCCACAGCUACCCCAUUGCCUCCCGUGGCUUAGCUGAGGACAUCCCCCCUGCCCCUGGCAUCCAGGCCCCUUCAUUGCCCCCAGGUCCACCCCCGGGGCCAGCCCCAGCACUACCCAGCAGGAGCCAGUCAGGGGAGUCUCGGACCUCAGAGAACCUGGAUGGCUUCCUGGACAACCUCUUCCAGCCAGUCCUCUCCCCGGGCCACAGUGAUCUGGAGCAAGGCUGGGCUCUGAGCAGCCGCAUGAAGGGAGGGGGCGCCAUUGGGCCAAUGCAGCAAGGCAGCUACCCCAUGGUUUACCCAGGGAUGAUGCAGAUGCCCGGAUACCAGCCAGCCAUGAUGCCUGCCCCCGUGCCCAUGAUGCCAGCGAUGGGCGCAGUCCCUGCCAUGCCAGCCAUGGUGGUGCCGCCGCCACCGCCGCAGCCCCUGCUUCCCAGCGUGGACCCGAGGCAGCUGGUGACCCAACAGCAGAACUUCAUCAACCAGCAGGCGCUGAUCCUGGCCCAGCAGAUGACCGCCCAGGCCAUGACUUUGUCGCUGGAGCAGCAGACACAGCAGCGCCAACACCAGGCUCAGCCUCUGGCCCGGGCCCCCGGAGCUGCCUCGCCGAGCUCACCCCCAGCCGUCGCCCCCAAGCCCAAGAAGCCCCUGGCCCCACGCGGGGAGCCAGAGCAAGAGCUGAAAUCGGAGACCUCACAGGAGGCCCGAGAGAAGCCCCAGCGGCCCAGGAGCUUCCAGCAGAAACAGGACUAUUUCCAGAAGAUGGGGCAGCAGCAGAUCAAGGUGAAGACAGUGAAGCCUCCACCCAAGGUACAGAUCCCCCAGGAGCAGGAGCAGGAGCAGGAGCAGGAGCAGGAGCAGGAGCAGGAGGAGAAACCAAGAGCAGUGCCAUCCCCCCCACCUCCCCCCAUAGUGAAGAAGCCACUGACACAAGGUAGAGUCAAAGCUGCACAAGAGGCUGAGGCUGAGCCAGCGGCCCCGGGGGUGGGGCCUGGUGGUCACCCUAAGCCAGCCCCCCAACAGCGGGCAGAGCCAAGCAGGGAGAUUCGCAACAUCAUCCGCAUGUACCAGAGUCGCCCGGGCCCCGUGCCUAUGCCCGUGCAGCCAUCCAGGAAGCCCCCGAAAAGUUUCCUGAAGAAAAACAACCCUAAGGAUGAGGCUCUGGCUAAGUUGGGGAUCAGCGGUGCCCACGCAUCCAUGUCGAUGCCAUCGCCCAGCCCAGGGAAGGGCCCCCCACCAGCUGUGGCCCCUCGACCCAAGGUCCCACCACAGCUUGGGCCCUCCAGCUCCAUCAAGGAGAGCCAGACUCCGCCUGCUGCCCAGGCACCCUCACCUCCACCAGCGCCCCCGCUGCCUCUGCCUGAGGAACCAGGGACCCCUUCAGCUGGGCCCCGCGGCUGGAUGGAGCCCAUGGAGGACCAGGGAGUCUCCACCCAGCUGCUCGUGCCCUCCGGCAGUGUGUGCUUCUCCUACGUCAACCCACCCUGGAGGUUGUUCCUACGCAAGGAGGUGUUCUACCCCCGGGAGAACUUCAGCCACCCCUACUGCCUCAGCCUCCUCUGUGAGCAGAUCCUGAGGGACACCUUUGCCGAGUCCUGCAUCCGGAUCUCCCAGGAUGAGCGGAGCAAAAUGAAAGAGCUGCUGGGAGACCUGGAGGUGGGUCUGGACUCGCUCAACACCACCGAGGACAGUGUCAAGAAGCGUAUCGUGGUGGCCGCUAGGGACAACUGGGCCAAUUAUUUCUCCCGAAUUUUCCCUGUCUCGGGCGACAGCAAUGAUGUGCAGCUGCUGGGCGUGUCCCACCGGGGACUGAGACUGCUCAAGGUGACCAAAGGCUCCAGCUUCCACCCGAAGAACCAGCUGAAGACUCUGUGUUCAUACAGCUUUGCUGAGGUGCUGGGCGUGGAGUGCCCGGGCAUCUCCACCCUGGAGCUGUCACUGAAGAGUGAGCAGCUGGUGUUGCACACGGCCCGGGCGAGUGCCAUCAAGGCCAUGAUUGAGCUGUUCCUGAGUGAGCUCAAGAAGGACUCCGGCUACGUCAUCGCCCUGCGAAGCUACAUCACCGAUGACCACAGCCUCCUCAGCUUCCACCGUGGGGACCUCAUCAAGCUGUUGCCAGUGGCCACGCUGGAGCCCGGCUGGCAGUUUGGCUCCACCGGGGGCCGUUCUGGACUCUUCCCUGCCGACAUAGUUCAGCCAGCUGCUGCCCCAGACUUUUCCUUCUCGCCAGCGAGGAGUGGCUGGCACAAGAAUCAGCUGCAGCACAGUGAGACGGGGCUGGCUCAGUGGAGGAGGGCAGAGUGCCAUACCCACCCCCGGAGCCAGGCACGCAGCAAUGACUCUGUAGCCUCCAUCUCUCUGUCCAUGGACUCCCGCCACUACACCAUGCAGGAAUUUGCCCUGUACCACUUCCGGAAGCCCCAGACCUUGCUGGACCACACCGGUGGAGAUGCUAAGGAGCAGGCCAUGGCCAGCCUGGUGCAGUACAGCAAGGCUCCCAUACGAGAAUCGCUCAACAGCCUCAGUGAUGAGGACACAAACAGGCAGGCUGUGAAAAGUUUCCAGGCUCUGAUGCAAUUUAUGGGGGACCAGCCUAAGCCCCGGGACAAGAAUGAGAUAGAGCUCCUUUAUGACCUCCUGAGGCUGUGCCAGGAGAAGGAGAACCUCAGGGAUGAGAUUUACUGCCAAGUCAUCAAGCAGGUCACCAGACACCCUCAGCCGGAACACUGUGCUCGCGGCUGGAGCUUCCUCAGCCUCCUGACAGGCUUCUUCCCCCCGUCAGCCACGCUGAUGCCCUACGUAACAAAGUUUCUGCAGGAUUCAGGCCCAAGUCAAGAACUGGCCUGCAACAGUCAGGAACACCUCCAGCGCACAGUCAAAUAUGGGGGGCGCCCACGGCUGCCCUCCCCGGGCGAAACUCAUGCUUUCCUGAAAGGGCAAGGAAUCCGCUCACUUAUAAUUCACCUGCCAGGGGGUAUGGAUUACAAAACCAGUAUCCGGACUUUCACGGUGGUGGCAGAAGUGCUGGAGGAGCUAUGUCUGCAAAUGGGCAUCACAGACCCCCAGGAAGUGCAGGAAUUUGCCCUCUUCCUCAUCAAAAGAGGCAAGCUGGUGCGGCCCCUGUGGGCCCACGAGUACCUCAACAGCGUGGUGGAUCAGGAUGUAAGCCUGCACAGCCAGCGGCUCAGCUGGGAGACCCCGCUGCACUUCGAUAAUCCAACCUACAUCACCAUCCACUACAUGCAGGUGCUGCAGGACUACCUACAGGGGAAGCUGUUGGUCAGCCCCCAGGCCAGCGCCCGACUCGCCAGGCUGGCUGCCCUGCAGCACCGUAGCAAGGCCCAAGAGGACCACCUGUCGGAGCAAGACCUGCUGGCUUACUUGCCAAAGCCACUGCAAUCGAAAGCGAACAUACCCAUCAUAAAGAACCUGAUGGACCAGGAGCUGAGGCAGCUGCAAGUCUGCAGCUCCCAAGAAGCACAGAUCAGCUUCAUCGAGGCUGUGAGCCAGCUGCCCCUCUUUGGCUACAAUGUCUAUGUGGUGCUGCGGGUGAGUCAACUGGCCCUGCCCAGACCCAGCCUCCUGGGACUGAACUGCCAGCAUAUCAUCCUCAUGGACCCCUGCAACCAGAAACAGUGCUGCUCCAUCGCCCUGAAGGACCUGCACCGGCUCCACCUGCUGAGCCCCCUGGAGAGUAAGGGGCCCCCUGGCCUGGAACUCAACUAUGGCUCUGCUGACAACCCCCAGACCAUCUGGUUUGAGCUGUUCAAGGCCCAGGAGCUGAAGUACACCAUCGCCUUCCUGCGGGACAGCCUUGCUCCCAACUAGUGGCCGGCCUCACCCAAGAAGAAUGGAGGAGGGGAGGACAUGAGGAAGGGGCCCCCUCCCAGGUCCAAGUCUGAUGGGGAAGGUCUCCCUUGGGUGCUGUCAGGCCAUUUUGGUUUGGACUUCCCCAUUUGGCUGUUCUGGAACCUGCCACAGCACAGCGCUGCUGGCCCACGUGGAGGCCACGAGGCAGGAGCAGCUCCAGUGACAUCAGCUAAGAAAGCAGCAGGACUCCCCCUGGGGGGGGCCUGGAGUGGGGGCUGCAGGAACUCGCUUGGGCAUCUGAUGCUGCCCAGGCUGGGGGAGAGGGAUGCCCAGCUGGCCCCAGGCCCUGGCUCAACAUCAGCAUGAAUCCAGGCCUGGGGGAAGCAAACAGUGAGGAAAUAAAACUCCCAAGAGAA